AAUUCCAUUCUAUAGCAUUCUCUCUCUUUCAUUCUCUCUCUUUUAUUUUUUAUAAAAAAAUGAGUGAGCAAAAGAUUGUACGCAAACGACUGCAAGGUUACGUUGGUUUUGCCAAUUUACCUAAUCAGGUACAUCGUAAGUCUGUUAAAACCGGUUUUGAAUUUACUUGUAUGGUUGUUGGUGAAUCUGGUCUUGGAAAAUCAACCUUGAUUAAUACCUUGUUCAAUACUCAAAUCAUUCCUCCCAGAGAGAUUCAUAUCCCUCAAGAAUUACCCAAGACAAUUGACAUUCGAUCUCUGACAUCUCAUAUAGAAGAGAAUGGUGUCAGACUCAAGUUGACCGUCGUUGACACUCCUGGCUUUGGUGACUUUAUCAAUAAUGAACAAAGUUGGAAACCUAUUCUUGGUGACAUCGAGGCUCGAUAUAAUACCUAUCUUGAACAAGAGACGCGUGUCCAUCGUCAUCGGUUGGAGGAUAACCGUAUCCAUGCCUGUAUCUACUUUAUUGCUCCCACAGGUCAUUCUUUAAAGCCAAUUGAUAUCGAACUUAUGCGUCGUCUUCACAAACGCGUAAAUUUGAUUCCAGUCAUUGGCAAGGCUGAUACCAUGUCUAAUGAAGAAAUCAUAAGCUUCAAACAACGUAUUAUGGCUGACAUUGAACACCAUGAAAUCCAAAUAUACCAGGCUUCUACUUAUGAGCAUGAUGAUAUAGAAACUGUUUCUGAGAAUAGAGAAAUUAUGUCCAAGGUUCCCUUCGCCAUCGUUGGCUCCAAUCAUGAAUAUACCACACAGAGUGGUCAUCGUUUCCGUGGAAGGCUCUAUCCUUGGGGUAUCAUCGAGGUUGAUAAUGAAGAUCACUGCGACUUUGUUAAAUUGCGUCAAAUGCUUAUUCGCUCCCAUAUGGAAGAACUAAGGGAGUAUACCAAUGAUGUUCUUUACGAAAACUAUCGUACUGAGAGAUUAUCAGCCAUGGGUUUCCAACAGGAUGCAUCAGUAUUCCAGGAAGUCAAUCCUCAGCAAAGAAUGGAAGAAAGACGUAUUGCAAACGAGCAAAGAUUAGCCAAGUUGCAAUCAGAAAUGAAUGCCAUAUUACAAGCAAAGGCUCAAGAUAAGGAAAGGAAGUUGAAACAGUCUGAACAGGAGCUCUAUAUUCGACACAGAGAGAUGAAGGAAGCACUUGACAGGCAACUAACAGAACUAGAAGAAAAGAAGCGUAGAUUAGACAUCGAAAGAACAAAGAAGAAAGGAUUUGCUUUUAAAUAAAUAAAUUACCCUAUAAGGAUUUCAUCCAUCUAUCCAAUUUUGCCAAGGAGCGGUCUAAAUGUCUAACCUGCGCUGCUAAAUCAUCGUAUUGUAUCUUGAUCUCUUCCUCUAUAUCUUCUACUUUAGGUUUGGGAUAGGUUGAAAAUGCAUUCUUGAUGGACGUAAAGACGAUUUCUAUAGACUCUCUAUCAACGGAUAGAUCAUCUAGCAUAUCCUGAAUGUACUGUAAUUGUCUAUAUUUUUCCAUGUCUGUCUUCUUUGAUGUCAUUAAAGAGAAAAGAAAAGAGCGGAUAAAGAAUAAUACG
Messenger RNA from Rhizopus microsporus ATCC 52813, 1567 nucleotides. RefSeq names its product Septin. Gene Ontology annotation, biological process: cytoskeleton-dependent cytokinesis. The transcript is spliced from 7 exons. NCBI's taxonomy places the organism in Eukaryota, Fungi, Mucoromycota, Mucoromycetes, Mucorales, Rhizopodaceae. Gene Ontology annotation, cellular component: cytosol; septin complex; cell division site. The record is from RefSeq and is a predicted model, not a curated record. Gene Ontology annotation, molecular function: GTPase activity; molecular adaptor activity; GTP binding. The coding region runs from base 60 to 1262 and encodes 400 amino acids.